Molecule: messenger RNA, 2943 nt
Organism: Aspergillus versicolor CBS 583.65
Lineage: Eukaryota; Fungi; Ascomycota; Eurotiomycetes; Eurotiales; Aspergillaceae
Exons: 6
Coding region: 1-2943 (980 amino acids)
Molecular function (GO): hydrolase activity, acting on carbon-nitrogen (but not peptide) bonds
Source: RefSeq, a predicted model, not a curated record
AUGGAUACCGACGAUCGCGUUCAGUGUCACGCCUGCGGUCGAGUAUGGCCCCGCCGCCUGCAUGACAGCCUGGAGUGCCCGCACUGCGGCUCCGAUUUUACUGAAAUCGUUUGUAUUCCGAAUCUGACUUUGUUCAAUGAACUAUAUUCACGCGCGCAGAUUGAAAUUCCUCCCGACACGGACCCCGAACCCGAACUCUCACACCCCGACCCCCCCGAGACCUUCCCUGGCGACCGCUCGCCAUCCCCUCCGCCAGUCAAUCCUUGGACUGACCACAACCCAUGGGUCCGCAUGGACCCUGGGAGAGACAAUGGUAUGCAUGGAUGGGACGGAGGUCCUGGCUACCGCUAUACCCAGAGAACUUACCGGUCUCCCGGCGGUAACCUCCAGUUCUCUUUCUCAGCACACAGCAUGCCACCUCGCAGAGUACCUGGUGUACAAAGAGGGAUGGGUUCCGGCCCCGCGAUGGAUGGCUUGGACUCGUUCUUUCACGGUAUUUCCGAACUCAACCGGGAAACUGCUGGAAUAAACCGAGAACGGGCUGCGCGUGGCCAUGGGCCUAGCUCACCAUUCGAUGAUAUGUAUGGAGCAGGCAACCGGACAGGCCACAACCAGCCGCAUACGGGACUGUUUCCCCGUGAUGCAGAUGGGCCCCAGCCCAUGGACAACCCAUUGCGGAGUUUGUCAGAUAUUCUUCAAUUGUUUCAGUCCAACCUCGCCAACACGCAAACUGGCCCCGGUGGGCCCCAUGUGCGUGUUGUGACUGGAGGCGGAGCGCCUAUAGGGCAGCUCAUUUCUACACUCUUAAGCAUGCGCAGCGGCGAUGCAGUAUACUCCCAGGAAGAGCUAGACCGGAUAAUAUCACAACUAGCGGAGCAGAAUGGGGACCGCACUGCUGCGCCCCCAGCCUCUCAGGAUGCCAUUCACGCCCUCCCGAAGAAAGCAGUCACCAAGGAUAUGCUGGGAGGCGUUGAAAGCACCGAAUGUUCGAUUUGCAUGGACGCUGUCAAAGUCGACGACCAGGUCACCGUUCUUCCCUGCACACACUGGUUCCAUCCGCAGUGCAUCGAAAUGUGGCUGAGUCAACAUAACACUUGCCCACAUUGUCGACGAGCAAUAGACCCAACGAGUGAGGAAGCGACAACAACGGCGCCAUCCGAGGGGAACCCUAACCAAACUAGACGACCAGGCUCGUUCUCGAGAUCCAGCGCACAUUCUUCAUUUGAUGAAGAGCAGGGUCCCAGUUCACGGACAAGCCGUGGUGAAGGAUCGGGAAGUUGGGCUGGAUGGGAAUGGCAAUUUGGUAUCCAUGAAACGAACUACGCUGCGAGAAUGGAAUUCGAGCCGAUUCCCCGCACUCUCUUUCGCAACGCCGUUAUCGCCUCACCAACGGAGGCGUCUUGCCUGGCCGUGGAAGAUGAUCGUAUUGUUUACGUGGGCUCCGAGCAGAAUGCUCCUGUGUCUGACCAGCAGGUUGACCUAGCUGGACGGCGAGUUCUGCCGGGUUUCAUUGAUGGACAUAUGCACCUGCUCCUCUUCGGAGCCUCCCUAUCCAAAAUCGAUCUCUCGCAGUGCAAAAACAUAGAAGACAUCCGGAAUGCUAUCUGCACAGGUGCCGCUCAACGCCCACACGCAGAACGCCUUUUCUGCAGUGGUUGGAUGCAUUCCAUGACCGAUGGCCAGGCACUCGCCAGCAUGAUCGAUGACCUCGACACCCGGCCUAUCUUCAUCGACUCCAAAGACCUCCACUCCGCCUGGUGCAAUUCCGCUGCCCUCGCCGAUCUCGGCGUCGACGCUACCACCCCCGAUCCAGAGGGGGGAGAUAUUGCACGCGACAAGGAUGGCCGCCCCUCGGGACUCCUUAGCGAAGCUGCGGCCGUUACGAUUGUCUGGCCGCAUACCGCGCGCGUGGCCUCGGUAGCUGAGAAACACGCGUACGUGCGAAACGCCGUGGCCGCAUACAAUGCCGCCGGGUACACGGGGAUGGUGGAGAUGGCCACGGACGAGAAUAUUUGGGAGACGGUUGCGCAGCUGCGUGCGCAGGAAUCCAUCCCCAUUCGUCUCGCCAUGCAUUGGAUCAUCUCGCCUGCCGCGACAGAGGCUGAGGUUCUGUCCCAGGUUGAUCGGGCGAUCGCCCUACAUGCCGAAUACAACAAGACGACCUCGCCGGAUUUCCGUAUAGCAGGGAUAAAGGUCAUCUGUGAUGGAGUAGUGGAUGCCUGCACUGCUGCUCUUACUGAGCCCUAUAGUACAGCUGUGGCUUCGCCCGCGCCGCUCUGGGAGGCUGGUAUCCUCGCCAAGGUCGUGCAGCGGGCCGACGGGGCAGGUCUUCAGUGUGCUCUGCAUGCUAUCGGUGAUGCAGCUGUGCGUCUUGCAAUUGAUGCCUUAGAGACUGUGAAGCCGGCGGAUGGUGUCUCGCGUCGCCACCGUAUCGAACACCUCGAGGUCACGGCCCCAGGAGACGCAGAGCGGCUCGCAGCCCUAGGAAUAACUGCUAGUAUCCAGCCUGUCCAUGCUGACCCAGCUAUCCUGCGCGCCUGGACUCGCCUUCUCGGACCAGAGCGUGUGCGGCGUGCGUUUGCCUACCGGGAGUUCCAUGACAAGGGGGCAAAUGUGGCCAUUGGGACGGAUUCGCCGACGGCGCCGCACCUCCCGUUGCGGAACUUGUAUACGGCGACGACGAGACGGUCUGCGCGGGAGCCCCAAUGUGAGGAAACCGUGAACCCGGGGUUUGCCUUGAAUCUUUUGCAGGCUGUUCAGGCGGCCACGGCUGGGUCGGCGUAUUCUUGCUUCGCGGAUGAUAUCACAGGAUCUCUAGAGGUGGGGAAGAAGGCUGAUUUUGUGAUAGUUGAUAUGGAUUGGGAUGCAGAGAAGCUGCUGGAGGCAAGAGUUUGCGAAACGUACUUUGAUGGGAAGCGUGUCUUUUCCGCUGAUGCCAACUAG